This is a messenger RNA of Perca fluviatilis (European perch), 3902 nucleotides long. It is a transcript of the gene lingo2b, whose product is annotated as leucine rich repeat and Ig domain containing 2b. Lineage: Eukaryota; Metazoa; Chordata; Actinopteri; Perciformes; Percidae. Gene Ontology annotation, molecular function: protein binding. The coding region runs from base 351 to 2219 and encodes 622 amino acids. The transcript has 2 exons. Gene Ontology annotation, cellular component: plasma membrane. The record is from RefSeq and is a predicted model, not a curated record.
CCUCGUUAAACCUGGAGCCGCUGCCAGGAAGGAUGAGCUGCCCGGUUACCGGAGAGAAAACCAGAUUUAUUUAUUUUUUGUGGAAAAAUUAAGAAAGGAAAAAAAAACUGAUUUUUUUUUUCUUCUUCUAUAAAGGUAGUUUUUCAUGGAAGACAGAGUGGAAGGAAACCAACUCAGUGAGAGGACUGCAUUCACAGUCUGUGCAAGUGUGUGAGCGUGUCAGUCAGAGUGCGUGCCUCGGACUCCCCACUCAGUGAUGUAAAACGUGAAGGUGGAUUUUGGCAUGUGGAAGAAGAGCAGGUAAAAGGGCUUGUUCGUGAUGGUGCUCUAUAUGAACAAGAAGCUGUGCCAUGACAGAGGGCAACGUGGGUAAAAGAGACAUGCAACACCCAGCCCUGAACCACUGCCACCUCUUCCUGGGCGGGGCCUUGCUGCUUCUCCUAGCCAGCCCGGCUCUGAGCUGCCCCGCCCGAUGUGAGUGCUCUGCCCAAAGCAAGUCGGUUAGUUGCCACCGAAAGCGCCUGCCCACCAUCCCUGAAGGCAUCCCCAUUGAGACGCGCAUCCUGGACCUCAGUAAGAACAAACUACGUAUCAUCACGCCAGACAACUUCACUUCAUUCCUCCAGCUGGAGGACCUGGACCUUAGCGACAACCUCAUCAGUGUGGUCGAGCCCGGCUCAUUUCGUUCUCAGCUUGCUCUCCGCUCACUCAACUUUCGCAGCAACUUGCUUCAGCUGGUUCCUGCCGGCGUGCUGUCAGGCCUGACCAACCUCACCCGCCUUGACCUCAGCCACAACCGACUGGUGGUUCUCCUGGAUCAUGCCUUCCAAGAUCUGCGCAGGUUGACGUCCCUUGAGGUGGGUGAUAACGAAUUGGUUUUCAUCUCUCAGCGGGCUUUUACAGGAUUACUUGGACUCCAAAGUCUGACUCUGGAACGUUCCAAUCUGACCGUUGUUCCUUCUGAUGCUCUGGCACAUCUGCACAGCCUCGUCGAACUGCGCAUGCGCUACCUGAGCAUUAGUUUUCUCAAGCCUUACUCCUUUAAGAGGUUAUUUCGUCUCCGCCGAUUAGAGAUUGAUUACUGGCCCUGGCUAGAUACACUGCCUCCCCUCUCACUGCAUGGCCUCAACCUCACAACGUUGUUCAUAACCAACACUAACCUGUCUGCCUUCCCCGGCGCAGCACUGCGCAACCUGCCCUACCUCACACAUCUCAACUUGUCCUACUGCCGCAUCCAGCACAUCCAUCAGGGAGAGCUCGGCCAACUCCCGUACCUGCUGGAGCUCCGCCUCCAAGGGGCUCAGCUGAUUUCUAUUGAGCCCUUUGCAUUUAUGGGCCUCAAAUCUUUGCAACUAUUGGAUGUGUCGGAGAACCGCCUGGACUCUCUGGAGAGUGGAGUGUUUGCCUCGCCAGACAGCCUCCAGAGACUCUGUCUGGGUGGAAACCCAUUAGUGUGCGACUGCAGAUUGCUUUGGCUGCUCAACAGCCAUAAGCCCCCAUCUCUGCAGAUUCUGGAUGUGCAGCCACAGUGCAGCGCCCCAGAGCACCUCUUGGGGAAACCUCUCCGUGACCUCAAGGAGCCUCUGGUCUCCAGAUACAUGACCUGCACCAAACCACGGAUUGGACCCAACACGACCCAGCUGCUGAUGGCUGAUGAGGGUCAGCCGGCCCGCCUAAGCUGCGUUGCAGAAGGAGCGCCUCGGCCCUCAGUGAUUUGGAUUACACCUCACCGACGCAACAUCACAACGAAGAGCAGUGGCAGGGUAGAAGUCCAACAAGAUGGUACCCUGGAGAUCAAGACAGCAGAGCUGCAUGACAGCGGGGUGUACUUGUGUAUUGCCAGUAACCCUGCUGGCAAAGCUAGUCUGUCAGCCUCUUUAGCCGUGAAGAGCCUGGGCAUUGGGGACAGAUCUCACUAUAGCAACAGGAGCUCAAACUAUCUGACAGAUUCUAACAGCACGUGGGGGAAUGGGACAGUACUGUACAACAUGACAGUCCCUAUAGACAUUAAGACUAUCAUUAUAUCUACAGCCAUGGGCUGCCUGUCCUUCCUAGGUGUGGUCAUCUUCUGCUUCCUGCUUCUGUUCGCGUGGAGCCGAGGGAAAGGACGCCAUAAGAGCAACUUUGAUAUUGAGUAUGUCCCUCGCAAAUCCAACGGGGCGUCAGCAGACGUGGCAGAAACAAGUGGCCCACGACGGGUCAACAUGAAAAUGAUUUGAAAAAACAAUGCAGACUGACAAAUAGGAUAGCAAAGUCUACAACAAAGUGCACACAUAUCAGCUGUUUUUUUUACUAAGACACAGUGGAAUUGUGACAAACGAAAGUGACGUACUAAUAUAGUGGGUGUCAAUAUGACGGUGGUCUAGUGAUAAAGUGGGCAUGUGAAUAUAAAAGUGAAAACCGUGGAUGUGUUUAUAUGAAAUAAUGUUCUUAUACAGUACAUUGAAUAUAUUACUAUAACCAACAUAUCAAUAUGGGAGUGAUAUAGUGCUGCACUAGGCAUGUGUUUCAGUGGUGAUGUGAUGAGUAAUGAUGUUGUCGAUUCAGCGUGACAUCAAGGUGAAGGAGGGAGCCGCUGGGAGUGACGGGACAUCUUCGCGUGGCAGUAGAGCUAUCAUCGCUGCAACAUGUCUGGACUCAAUCGUCUAAUAACCAUCUUAGCUGCAGUAUGAAAGGUAGUGUGUUGUGUUCAUGUGUGCGCGUGUAUGUGAGAGUGCAUCAGUGCGCGAAUGUUGCAUUUGUGCGUUUCUUUGUGCAUGUGCACGCAUUGCCUUUCUCGUUGGACAGAACAAUUAAAAGGAUUGAUAGGGUCCAAAGCAUUUUUCCAGGCCUUUGUUCUUGUUCGGUCGUUGUAACAACGGUAUUGUCACUGUUGAGUAAAAGAGAGGAUUCUCUAAGUUUGUAUGCAAAAUCACAAUUAUUAUAUUCAAGAGAAAUGCUGCAUACAUUUUGAAAUAGGUCAUUGUUCCCCUUGGAAUGACUCCAACAUUUUUCUAAACUCAAGGAAACGUUGAACACACACAGAGACAGUACAGUUACAAUGUAAGGUCUGAGGUUUGUCUUUACCAUAGAGCUCACUUACCAGACAUUUUUCCUGAGAAAUAGCAGUGGUGAGUGUUGUUAUUACUCUGAAAAAAUGCUUCCAGCUACAGAAAUGGCAUGUUAAACCCAUUUUAUAACAUAAUAAAUCAUGGGCAGAUUUUCCUGCCAGACAAAUCCCUUGAUAUGAUAUAAAAGAGUCGGUGGCCAGAUAUAAUGGCAAAGAUUUACUGGCCAGUACCCUCUUUGGGACAAGACAAAGUUGAGCUUCACAGAUUUAUGGGUUGAAUUUCCCACCUCUCACAUUUUUCUUUGAUCGCACCACUUCAAACUAGUGUGUCCGGAUUCUUCCCUAGGGCACCAUGGGGUUGUGGGUAUUUAAUAGAUGGCAAUUUGAAAGUUGUAGCGGAAUCUUGUAUUGUUUAGUUUUUUUGUUGAAAAUGUUUUAAAUGUAAAGAAAAAAGAAACAACUAAAGGGCAAUUAUUUGUAAUGCAGGGAUGUGGGUGUUAACUUGUGUGAUCCUGUUGUGAUAAAAUGUUCAAGGUUGUAUAAUUGUUUUCACAUGACAAAUUUAUGGGUAUAUUUUCAAAUGGAAAUAAAUCUCAAUCAUACCCCUAAAAUUGGAGUUUCCAGUAGUUGAAAUUUUGUUUACGGACUUAACAGUGAUGUUAACAUAUUUCCUUUUAAGUCCUUUUCUAUGAAUCCUAUUCCCUAAAUGAUAUCAGUUGUAAUAUUUUAAAAUGUUCCUCUAACCCAUAUCUCUCUGUCACUGAGUAUUGUAUUGAUCAGUAAUGACUUUUUCCAGCUUUAUUUUGCUAUUUACAUCAUGUCAUAUAGUAAACAUUAUGUUGUAACUAUUCAA